AUGCCGACGUUCGACACUGCCUCGGCCAUCGUCAGCGCCAAGUCGACAAUCGGCCGCCACCUGCUGCACAUCGAGGCCUACUCAGCCGCGGAGGACCUAGCGACUACAUAUCCGUCUUCCUCGUCCUCGAGGACGACAUCCCAGAGCCCGCCGACGCGGAAGCCACCUUCCAUCUGCUCGACUUACACCCAGUCCACGGGCUUCAGAAAGUACUUGCGAAGUACCGUCGCCGGCGUCUUCGUCUGCAAGCACGGCAUCCUUACUUUCAUCAGGAGGGAGGUCCUGGAGGCGUCGGAAUACCUCGUCGACGAUUGCUUCAUGAUCAGAUGCGACGUCACCGUUAAGAGGCGGUGCUACACCGAGAACAGGGGGCAUGUGCCGCCGUCCGACCUGCACCGGCAUCUCGGUGACCUCCUCGCGUCAAAAGAAGGCGCCGAUGUCACGUUCCAGGUCGCCGCCGAGACGUUCAGUGCGCACCGGAGCAUUCUCGCCGCCCGCUCGCGAGUGCUCAAGGCAAAGCUCCUUGGGAGGACGACGACGGGCACGGGGGCCUGCUGCGUAAUAAGGAUCAGUGAUAUGCUGCCUCGGGUGUUUGAGGCCUUUCUGCAUUUCGUCUACACUGAUUCGCUGCCUGCAGAGGUGAUGAUGACUGGGUGGCAAGACGACGAAGACGAUGGAUCCAUGGCGUACCACCUGUUGGAAGCGGCGGACAGGUACGACAUGCAGAGGCUGAAGCUGAUUUGUGAGGAGAAAUUGUGCUGGCAGGUAGAGAUCAACACAGCUGCGACCAUGCUGAUGUUCGCGCAGCAGCACCGGUGCCACAGGCUCAGGGAGGCCUGUGUUGACUUCCUCAGGUGUCCCCACGCACUGAACGCGGUCAUGGCAACCGAGGGCUUUCAGCAUCUUGUUCAGAGCUGCCCUGCUCUUUUAAAAGACUUAAUUUCCAAGCUUGCUCGCGUUGAUUGA
Messenger RNA from Sorghum bicolor (sorghum), 966 nucleotides. RefSeq names its product BTB/POZ and MATH domain-containing protein 2. Gene Ontology annotation, molecular function: protein binding. The transcript has 2 exons. Gene Ontology annotation, biological process: protein ubiquitination. Bases 1 to 966 code for a protein of 321 amino acids. Lineage: Eukaryota; Viridiplantae; Streptophyta; Magnoliopsida; Poales; Poaceae. The record is from RefSeq and is a predicted model, not a curated record.